Messenger RNA from Helobdella robusta, 495 nucleotides. RefSeq lists its product as hypothetical. Gene Ontology annotation, cellular component: mitochondrion. The transcript is spliced from 3 exons. The record is from RefSeq and is a predicted model, not a curated record. NCBI's taxonomy places the organism in Eukaryota, Metazoa, Annelida, Clitellata, Rhynchobdellida, Glossiphoniidae. Gene Ontology annotation, molecular function: flavin-dependent sulfhydryl oxidase activity; flavin adenine dinucleotide binding. The coding region runs from base 1 to 495 and encodes 164 amino acids.
AUGACAGACAAACAUCGAGACGUGAUAAACGAGGAAACCCCGGGUUUGAAAACAUGCAGAGCCUGCUCAGAUUUCAAAUCAUGGAUGAGGAAACAAAUGGGAAGAUCUGAAAAGGCCUCCCCACUUAAUUCUAACACUACUAACACUAACACAGAUGACUGCCCACCAGACAAAUCAGAACUGGGCAUUAAUACAUGGUCAUUCUUACACACAAUGGCCGCCUACUACCCUGAAAAGCCAACAACAUCUCAACAGGCCGACAUGAAAUCUUUCAUACACUUAUUCUCUAAAUUUUAUCCAUGUGAACACUGUGCUGAAGACUUGAGAGAAGAUUUAAAGAAGCACGAGCCAGAAGUGACAUCGAAUCUAACACUCUCUCAAUGGUUCUGUAACCUCCAUAACAGGGUGAACCUGAAAUUAGGGAAACCACAAUUCGACUGCAGAAAUGUUUUAAAAAGAUGGAAGGAUGGCUGGCCAGAUGGCAAGUGUGAUUAA